This is a messenger RNA of Patiria miniata (bat star), 3602 nucleotides long. RefSeq names its product WD repeat-containing protein 47-like (gene wdr47). Gene Ontology annotation, molecular function: protein binding. The transcript has 10 exons. The record is from RefSeq and is a predicted model, not a curated record. The coding region runs from base 338 to 3220 and encodes 960 amino acids. NCBI's taxonomy places the organism in Eukaryota, Metazoa, Echinodermata, Asteroidea, Valvatida, Asterinidae.
AUUCAUUAAUCACGACAAAAUUCCACAACCCUUGGUGUGAUACCGUUGUAAUUUGUCUUGAUGGAAAAAUGAACUGUGAAUUGUUUACGUAGCUAGAUUCUUCUCAAUCGGUUUAUAGAAACAAGACCUAGUUUUCAAAAACUGCCAUUGCAUGAUGGGAAAUUUCAAUGGCGGCGCCCUUACUAAAUUCUUUCGCAGCAUAAAUAUCGUCAAAAGUGAUGAUUAUUUCCAAUUUCGGAGCAGGGAGCUGGAUACAUCACAAAUAAAGUUCAAGUUCCAAUGACGGCACAUGGAAUUUCUCUCUUAAUAUUUUGACUUUAAGUACAUACUUGUCAUCAUGCCUUCGUCAGUGAAAGUGAUCGUUAAGGAACCAGAUGUUCUGAAACUUGUGUUGGACUUCUUGAGUUCAAGGGAGUUGUACAUGUCCAUGAGAUCACUGGAGCGGGAAAGUGGAGUCGUUAAUGGAUUGUUCUCCGAUGAUGCACUCUUUCUGAGAAACCUUAUCUUAGAUGGACAGUGGGAUGAUGUCUUGGAGUUCAUUCAGCCCUUGGAGAGCAUCGAGAGUUUCGAUAUUAAAAGUUUUCGUUUUCUGGUUCUGAAGCACAAGUUCCUUGAGAUGCUCUGCAUGAAAGAUGAGGAUUUACAACAUCUUCAGAUGGAGUUCUCCAUCGAUGAGGUGGUGUCGUGCCUGAAUGAACUAGAACCCCACUGCCCUAAUAAGGAAGACUACAGCAAUUUGUGUUUGCUACUCACCUUGCCACGGUUGACUGAUCACGCUGCUUAUAAGAACUGGAACCCUAGCAAUGCUCGCGUGCAGUGUUUCCAAGAUGUCUACCCCCUGGUUGCAAGGUUCCUCCCGGCCGAUAAGAACUUGGAGAUCAGCGAUCACACAGCGAGCAAAGAUCGCCUCGUUCAGCUCCUCGUCAAGGGUCUGGUCUUUGAAUCCUGCGUGGAUUUCUGUCAACAGAGGGCCACAGCUAAGGAUGUCCAGUAUUCCACACUUCAAGGGAUACUGACUGGCUCCGAUGCGGAUGAUGCAGAUCUGAGCCUGUUGUCGUGGUUGCAGAGCAUCCCUCCAGCAACCUUCAGUUGCCCCUUUGAGCAGAAGUCACUUGAUGUCGCCGUCGAGCAGAUCAGCAAACCCAGCGCCUCGUGGACGGAGCAGAUUAUGACUCCGAUGACGCCUACGCCGAGCAGUAAACAGCGAGGCUACCCUUCCCCGUCGCCAACCACACCCAUCUUAUACCGCAACAGACCCUGGUCGGCAGGUUCCUCCCGAGGCUUAUCCCAGUCGCUCACCCCGACCUUGGAGGCAGUACUCCUCUCUCAGGGGAAGAAGAAAGAAGACAGUCCUGGUCAGGAGGUUAACAUGAUGUCACGUUCCAUGGGGAACGUUCAUCUAUCAGGAGGGAUGUCGGGGAGUUCGAUGAAUACUCUGGCGCCCGUAGCUGAAGAUGUAGAGAGACCGCCAAGCCAAUCAAUGAAAUUAAAGAGUCCGCAGAAGACAGGAAACCAGACUUUACCAGCCGCUCAGCCCAUGACGCAACGUUCUCAAGAUCCUGGGAACUCAAGUUCUGACGUCUACGCUGAGUUUGUUGCCUCUAAAGCGUUAUUCCAGCAGGAUUUGGAGCGUCAGGAGAAACACCGGCAGCAACUACAGCAACUUCUACACAGCGAGGGCGCCGCAGGAGAUGCGCAGCGUCUGCACAGUAAUAUGGGAAGCGGAGAUAGUCUGGCGUCUCAAUCCAAACUGUCACCUGAUGCUGGUGUUGUGAAUAACAAAGGAAAUCAGGCCACACCCGUGUUUCUCCCCCUCCAUAUGCAACAACGUCACCCAGCCAACGUUCAUUCCAGUACCCCCAAGACCAAUCGCUUUGACCCCACGGUCACACCGGAACCAGAAGCUUCCCCAGUCUUGGCUAAAACUAAGUUCACCUACCCUCACUCCUAUACCUACAACUCCCGAGGUGACUCGACUGAGGAAGCCGCAAGCGUCGAUCCCGUCCGCAGGCUCGAAACCUCUCUGGGAGAAGUGUUAGCGCCUGGCGGCAAUUUGAUGAACGUUACAUAUCUGAGUCCUAGCCUCAACCAUGUGAAAGGGAACAGUGACGUUGCCGCGGAUCAGGCCAGGCCAAACAGAUUUCCAGCUCAGGAAGCCGAACGCGAUCCCAGAAACUUACCGAAUGAGAAUCCGGCUAGAAGUCUGAGUAGCUUGCCAAGGGACUCAGACAGGACAGCGCCUCGCUAUGUGGCUGUGACUACCCUAGAGGAUGUGCAGGCAAUACGAGCGGUGGCCUUUGACCCCACUGGAUCCUUGUAUGCUGUGGGGGCUAACUCUAAGACCCUUCGUAUCUGCUCCUACCCUGACGUGUCGCAUGUUACUGAGGAUGAACCCAAGCAACCCACAGUAUUAUUCAAACGCACCAGGCAUCACAAAGGGUCCAUCUACUGUGUCGGGUGGAGCCCCUCUGGUAAUCUAAUAGCCACAGGUUCCAAUGAUAAGUUCAUCAAGCUGCUGCGGUUUGAUCCACAGAAGUGCAACGCAGAUGGCCCUGAUAUCGACAUGACGAUGCACGACGGUACAGUCCGUGAUUUAGUCUUUCAGCCAGAGAGUACUCACGGCACUGUGUUGGUCAGCGGUGGUGCCGGUGAUUGUAGCAUCUAUGUCACCGAUUGUGGUCGGGCGCAGACCAUCCAUGCAAUGGCAGGACACUCGGGCCAUGUGUUGUCACUCUACUGCUGGGGUGCUCAUAUGCUAGUCUCUGGAUCUCAGGAUAACACAGUCCGUCUAUGGGAUCUACGGACUCCUCGCUGUAUACAGGUUAUCGGUACACCCGGCUCGGACUCUGGCCAAGGCACAGCUGCAGCCACAGUUUGCGUGGACCCGUCCGGCCGAUUACUAGCCUCUGGUCAUGAGGAUAACUCCUGCCUGUUAUACGACAUUCACGGCGGACGCGUCGUGCAGACGUAUCAAAAACACAAAGGAGAAGUUCGUUCAAUGAGGUUCUCUCCUGAAGCACUGUAUUUGAUGUCUGGAUCGUACGAUGGGACAGUGCUGAUCAGUGAUUUACAAGGUGAUCUCACCAAACCCUUACCAAGCUCAGUAGCAGCCGAACACAACGACAAGGUCAUUCAGUGUCGCUGGCAUCCAACUGACUUCACUUUCCUGAGUUCUAGCGCUGAUCGGACUGUCUCCUUGUGGGCACCUCUGCAACACUAGGUUCGUUAUUAGACAAUCAAACAAAUGUAAAGCGCGGAAUGGAAUAGUAGGUCAAUUCUGCACUCUCAUGUAAGUUGUGUGUGAAGCUAACAGCAUGAUACAAUGUGCAAAAUUGAACCUGCCCCCAAGCUAUCCAACUGCAUAAUGUCACCUUGUCAGAGUUGGAAUCAAAUCACUCAUUAGUCAAUUGAUUGUCCAUCACAAGUCAAUCACACGUCAAUCACACGUCAGUUACAUGUCAGUUACAUGUCAAUCAAAUGUCCAUCCUAUGUCAGUCACAUGUCAAUCAAAUGUCCACCACAAAACAAGUCAAUCACAUGUCAAUCACAUGUCAGUCACAUGUCAAUCAAAUGUCCAUCAUAUGUCAGUCACAUGUCAAUCA